Strongylocentrotus purpuratus (purple sea urchin) is the source of this 4769-nucleotide messenger RNA. RefSeq names its product ELMO domain-containing protein 2. The transcript has 9 exons. NCBI's taxonomy places the organism in Eukaryota, Metazoa, Echinodermata, Echinoidea, Camarodonta, Strongylocentrotidae. The record is from RefSeq and is a predicted model, not a curated record. The coding region runs from base 277 to 1179 and encodes 300 amino acids. Gene Ontology annotation, molecular function: GTPase activator activity.
UGAGGGAGAUUCCCGGUCGGUCCCAUGGAAAUGCUACGUUGACGUCAAUGAACAGAAUUGAACAAGUCAGAGAAUUCGAGAACUGACGUAUUUUGGACGGCUUGUAUAUCUUGUUUUCCGCCAUCAUUUGACGAGUACAUUGGACUGUUUAUUUCAGAUAAAAUUAAUUGACUAGAAUAAAACCUGGCAUCUACCCCGCCUUGGGAUCUAGCAAGGUACAUCUCAGCACACCUUAGCCCUUUGUGGCUCCCCUAUCUACGUACAUUGCUGUAGGACAUGUGGAACAGAAUCUGGCUCUAUGUCUACUUCACCUGGUUCCAUCCGAUGUUGAAGUGGGUGUUGAGACGGGCCACUGGCAAGUGUGAAUUGCUUCGCAUCUGUUGCAACAGCUACACUAAGACGGGGCACAAAACCAAGGAUAUUGAAAAUGCCUUGAAAACAUCAAAACUGAGGACUUUUCAGAGGAUGGUCGUUGACGAUGACCUGAACAUCUCAGAAGCCAUCAAGUAUACAAUGUCCAUCAAGGACAUCAGUCCUAAGAUCUACCCAGAAUUCUCAUCAACUCUGAAGGCAUCAUUGAGACAGAUCAGUGGAUACAGUUCUCUAGUGAGAGAUAUUGAGGCUCUAAAGAAAGAGAAGUACUCCUCUGCCAACCAGAGCCAUGAAAAGUCCCUGCAAAAGUUGUGGGAUCUGAUGAUGCCAAACACCAAAUUGGAUCAACGCAUCACAAAGCAAUGGGGAGAACUCGGUUUCCAAGGCGAUGACCCAGCAACAGACUUCAGAGGGAUGGGAAUCCUUGGACUGGACAACUUAGUGUUUUUUGCUGAGAACUACAAUGGAGAAGCAAGACAAACAAUGAUUCACUCACAGCAUCCUACGCUAUGGUACUCGUAUGCUAUAGUCGGUAUCAACUUGACCAGUCUGGUGUACGAUCUACUCAAAGAUGGACUGCUCAGGGAACAUUUCUACUAUACCAUUACAGGAGAACCAGCUAUAUACCAUUUUCAUAGGAUAUAUUGUCAAGUGUUCACUGAAUUUGAUCGCUUCUGGUUUGCUGAGAAACCUAAGAGCGUGAUGGAGUUUGGAAGUGUACGCGACAAAUUUGAGAAGAAGGUCGUUGGUUUGCUGAUGAAGAAUGAUAAUGCCAUUCUUCAUAACAAUUACACAGGCAUGUCAUGAUGCCAGGCUGGCAAUAACAAGUAUGGAGAUAAGUGAUAAGAUAUGCUUAGGAAAUUGAGCAGACUGAGCUCAUAAGCAAUGAUAAGCAAUGACGGACAUGCCACUCAUAGUGGCAUAGGUAGUGACAGAUAUAUCUCUUGAUUUUUACUGCAUACAUGUAUAUGUGCACAGAGGCAUGUGACUAUAUGCUUUCAAUUUUUUUAUGACACAUCAUGUAGUGGUAUUCAUUUUAAUCAUGAUAUUCUGGGUGUAAUUUUGUAAUUGAUUGUUACACCCCCCCCCCCCAUGAUGCAUUCAUUUCUCAAUGUAUUCACAUGCUUGAAUUAUCAUUCUAGUUGUGAUUUUGCGUGUUCCAUUGUAAAAUGAGACCGUAAGAAUACAUACACGUAGCCAAAUGCUGGUUUAUAAUUUCUUGUCCAAUAAAAUCAUUUUAGAGUUUCAUCAGAUUGCUACAUGCCUGUAACCGCAGGGUAUCAAAAACUUCAAGUAUUGUCCUGUUUGAUUUUAAAAUGUAGUGGGCUCAUUUGUUCCACCUACAAAUGUGAUAGGGCCUUAGGACUAGAGUAUGCUAUUCUAUUAGCAUGACCUUUGAGUUAAUUUUUCAAAAAUAUUCUUUUAAAAUAAGUGGCAAUACCUGCUGUUACACAUUGUUUAAGCUCCUGCAAGGCUUCAAUUAGCUUCUACUUACUGCUGUGACUGAGUCCUGAGCAAUCACCAUGGUACGACAUCCCAAUCUAACCAAUGCUUUUCUUAUUCAACAGUCUGAGUCAGGCUGACACAACUUUUUUCUUGUCUUUGUAAUAAUUGUAUACCGGGUUCAUGUAUUUUCUUUGAAAUUGAACCCUGUCUCUUGAUGAGCAGAGGGCUGGUUGGAGAGCGGUAUGCAAUUAGUCAUACAUCAUGCAUGAAUAUGACUAGUGCAAUAGUCAUUAAAAGAGUAAUGAACAUCAAUGACCGUGAUUACAUGUUACAUAUACUAUACAGAGCAUUGAAAAGCAAUAAGGGGCAACACAAAUAUUAACAUUUUAUAGGAAUAAGGAUUAUCAUCAGAGUGACUCUGUCAAUGCUGUGACUUAUAUUUCAUCCUUUUAUGUGGUGACCAAUUGUGUAUCAAGAAUGCAUCUUUCUUGACUUGCAUUUAGAACAUUUAGUUUUGCCUAUAUGAGCAAGUUCUCUAUGGACCAAAUAUGAAUUCAUUGGAGUAAAAUAAAAGUGAAGGAUGUAUGUAAUCAUGUUAAUGAAACUUAUUUCAGCAUUUGUAUACAUGUAGUUGUACAUGUUGCCAGAAUUCAUUAUUUUAUGCAUUUGUUGAGGAAAAGUUUGACUGUCUCAAAAGUACUUCAUGUGUUUUGUCAAGUGGAAAGAGUGUGUGUAAAGUUAGAUGUAUGUCAUACAACUCAACUGUUCAUGUCAAUCAAAGAGAAAGAUUAAACAUAUCUAGAGUAUUCAUUUCAAACACAAAAUCACUAACAGAUUUAUCCAUUUUAUUACCAGCAGCAAAUUCAGUACUGGCUUUCAAAAGAGUUUGAUGUGCAUGUAGUUUUAGCGCUUGUUGACAGUGCUUGAGAUUUGUGAAGUUUUAUACACCAGAGCCCAUUUCUCUGUCUCGUAGAAAAUAUGCAGACUGUUUAUCCAUUGACUACUGAAUUAUCGUAUUCCACAUAUGUUUAAUACAGAAACUACCCACUUCCAUAGGCAGUGGGUUAACUAAAUAGGCUGCUAUUCAUAAAGACCUACAAACUGAAGUUCACGUUAAGACCCAGGCGUCCCACUGAUUUAUGGAGCGCCAAACUCUGUAUCCUAGAAAAUUACUGUCUAUAAUCAAAUGAAUAAACAAUUGUGCAAUUAUGAAACCAAUGUUCAUUUUUGGUUUUCUAGCUUCUUCAUACUUUUGAAGAUUAUUUAGCGGGUGAAUUACAUGUACAUACCAACAUCUCAACCCUUCCUGUGUAUAGUACAUUUAUAUUGAUUACCUACACUGACAAGGGUUUUUUUUCCCAAAAAAAAUGUGUCCAGAUAGGCCUUGGUUAUUUUGCACUCCUUCUCUUCUUUAAAGAUAUUAGGGUACUUCUCUGUCGACUGAUACUUCUUCUCCUCCAAAAUGAUCCUAUAAAUACAUGUACAGGAGUUUGGGAGGUUCUAAUAGGUUCAUUUUGUAUAUCAUAAUUCAAUUUAUAUGUAGCUGACCGUUCCUGUUCAUAGUGCUCAGUAUGCUCCAAUAAAAGGACAAGAAAAAAGUUCUUGUUGAGAACUCUUUCAAAUAUUGCUUACAUUCCUCUUUCGACUCUUUGAGCAUCUUUCAGUACCUAUUGCAUACCUUCAGUGAAAUGACUCAAUGGACUUUCUAACAUUCUAGCUGUACAUAAAACAGUUUUACGUAGUUGUAUGAAUGUAGCUUUCCAUUAAAAAAAAUUCAGUCUACAUGUACAAAAUGAUUACGGUAGCUUUUUACCAUGAAGCAUUGGCCUUGAUAAUCUGUUAGCAUAUGCCACAAGGCUUGAAAUUACCCAAUUCACAUAUAGUAAUAAUUUUGACUUACUUUCAAGAGGCAUCAUGCAGGUUACCGAUUCAUCAUUAUACAUUGCGGUUAACAGGAAGAAAUGUCAUACAGGCAAAAAAUGUUUCAAUAUACCGAUUCCAGCCUAAGCAAGUCUUUUGUCAUGAUGUUUACCAUCAUUACAGAUGCAAGAACUUGUUUCUCAGCAUACUAUAUAACAAGGAAAUCUGUUUAAAUGUUAUGGAUGAAUAUUAUGUUCAUGCUGGUAUCAUUAAUUGCCAUAUUUUUACUAACUAUAUUGAAUUGAAAUGAAUCGGUUUAUUAAAAGCAACAGGCUGAUAUUGUCUGUUUUUACAAAGUAAUCAGAUAUUUACAUUAUAAUACAAAAAUCAAAAUAUGUAAGUAAUAUAUCAAUGGUAACAUCUCACAGCAAUGUUAUGUAACAUUUUGAAAUGUAUCAAAGAUGUGGACAAGUAGUUCAUCAAAAUAAUUUAGGCAGUGCCAUUAAGUAUUUAAUAAUAAAUCUCAUUGAGCAUGCUCAGGAAUAUUAUAUAGAAUUUCGAAGAUUGCAUUUGUUGCUGUAUAAAAAUGAAUAAAUGGCAUUUAUUUUGUGAAAAAAGGGGGAUGCACUCUAUUUCUAUUAUUAUAUUGUGUUUACCUUUUAAUACGGACAUUCUCCUUGAAUCAAGCUUUGUCAUUUUAGAAACUUUCAUAAUUACAGAAUUGCAUAUUUUGAUGUCAGAAGUAGGAAAAGUUUAAAGUUACUAUGUAAAUGGUGGCAUUUCCUUGUUUGUAAAAACAUACAAGCUUGGAAAAAAUUGUUCUCAACACAUUUUUAACUUUAUCCCAACAAUACGCAAUAUUCUUUCAGCUAUCUGUUAUUUUCUGGGAACCUUACAAUUGUACUCUUAUGCAUAUGUACAAGUGAAGCUUGAACAUCUACAAAGUUGACUUUCUAUUUUCUAAGUUUAUUUCUAUCUUGAAUACAUAUAUUGAAAUCAUGAAUCAUCUGUUGUACAUUUUCUUUUCAAGAAAGAUGUUGUUUCAAUAUACUCUAGAACCUUGUCAAUAAAACUAUCAAUUUGAUAUUGAA